AGGUAGCGCCUCUUUUGCUCAAGAGCGCAUAUUUCUUGAUGAACAAGUUCGUUUUUCGAGUGACACUGCUAUCUAUAAUGAACUGUCCACUUUACAAGUUGUUCAAGGAUCAUUAUCAUUUAGUCGUUUAUUACAAGCACUUCGAUAUGUUUUGAAUAAACAUAAAGUACUAUGCAUAUCUCUUAUUUUUAACAAUGAUGAUGGUAGUUUGAAACAAUGCAUUACAGAUCUACAUAAAACAUUCACAAUAACUAUGAAUCAAACAUUUGAAGAUGACAAUGAACUUCGAGAUAUUAUUUAUCAAACAACUAUCAAUCCUACUCUCUUCGAUUUAUCAACUGGUCAUGUUUUUCAUGCUGAAAUUCUAAAGCAACAAAUAACAUUAAAUGAGAAUGAAAAUAAUAGCGAUGAGUUCAUAACUAAUUCUGAUGUUCUUCUCAUUGCUUUUCAUCAUGCAGCAUUUGAUCGAGCAAGUCGUUCAGUCUUUUUCAAUGAUCUAUGCUUAGCUUAUAAUACUAAUGCAAUAUCAAUAGAAGAUGAUAAUGAAUCAUUGCAAUAUAUUGAUUAUAGUGUACAUGAACGUCUAAUUGAUAUGUCAACAUCUCGUGAAUUUUGGUAUUUACAAUUAGAAGGAUACAAUUUGGACUCUCCGUUAUCAUUACCAGUUGAUCGACAUCGCUUAUCUAAUAAUCAUCGAUCGAGUUCUGCUUGUGUCACUCAAAUCUCUUUCGAUAACGAAAUUUCACAAUCAUUUCUGGACUAUGCUUCUAUCCAUCAUGCGACACCAUUUCAGUUGGGUCUAACUAUAUUAUAUGCUUUUCUUUUCAAGUUAACUCAUGCUGAAAAUGAUUUAUGUAUUUCUUCUAUCAAUGCUAAUCGAUAUCGAAAUGAAUUACAAAAUAUAAUUGGAAUGUUUGUUUCAACAUUACCAUAUCGUGUUCAACUUGAUCCUCAAUGGUCAUUUGAUGAUCUUGUUAAAUAUGUACGAGAGAAAUGUUUAUCAAUUAUUGAACAUUCUCAUUAUCCACUUCAACAUAUUCUUGCUAGUUUACAUAUGAAUCAAUCAAAUAUUUCAUUUCUUGAAACAAUGUAUGACUUUAUAACAAUAUCGUCACACAGCGAUGAACUAUCUUUGGAUGGAACAAGUCUCAAGCAAGUGUCAUUUGACCAAUCGUUUGAAGUAGCUAAGUUUGAUUUUAUGUUAAUGUUUGUUUAUAAUCCAACAUUGGAAAAUAAUAGAUUAUCAUUUUGUUUAACUUGUUCACAUGAUUUAUUUGAUGAGAUUACAGUUACAAAUAUAGGUCGAAGAUUAGAAUAUUAUUUUCAACAACUUUUUUCAUCGAAUGAAACUAUCAAUCGAAUUGAUACAUGUGUUACAUCUUUAUCGAAAAUUAAUCUUAUAUUUCCAGAAGAAACUCAAGAGAUGAAAGAUAUUAUGUUUUGUCGACAAUCACAUAUUAUAAACGAAGGUAUGUUUAUCUAG
Adineta steineri is the source of this 1483-nucleotide messenger RNA. The record is from the annotation of a GenBank genome assembly. Lineage: Eukaryota; Metazoa; Rotifera; Eurotatoria; Adinetida; Adinetidae.